This is a messenger RNA of Triticum urartu, 955 nucleotides long. NCBI's taxonomy places the organism in Eukaryota, Viridiplantae, Streptophyta, Magnoliopsida, Poales, Poaceae. The record is from RefSeq and is a predicted model, not a curated record.
UUCUAAGAAAAAAAAAGCCCUUCUCACCUGUUGCGUGGUUUCCCCAAGUCGGUCUCGCCGAUGGAUCGAUUCCGGCCUCUCAGGCGGAUCCAGGUGGAGCCCGAGCGCGCUGACCCGCCCCCUCCCCCGCCGGCGGUGGCAAUCGGCGGAGCGGCGGAAAUGGUUCCGGCGCCCGCGGCCGGGAUGCUCAUGGGUGCCAAGGUGCGGCGCCGCGCGGCCGUCUACCGCGACUGCAUGGGCGACUACAUCGGCGUGCACAACGACCCGUGCCUGGCCAAGAUCCUCGCCAAGCAAGGGGAUAACAAAGUUCUGUUUGCGGACAAGGUGUUGAAGUUCACUCAAUCAGGAAAGAUGAAAAGGCGCAUCCUUGUGAUCACAGACUUUGCUCUCUACCUUGUCGACCCUGAUGCUGAUAUAUUGAAGAGAAGAAUAGCACUUGCAGCUGUUGAUAAGCUAUGUAUAAGCAAGCUCAGUGAUAACUUCUUCGCAAUCAUUGUGCCGACCGAGUAUGAUUGUUUAAUGGCCAGCACUAGAAAGAAGGAAAUUGUUGAUGUUAUAGUUAAGGCUAUCCAGAGCACAUCUGAGUAUGAACCUGAGGUGGCUUCCUCUAACAGGUUUGAGUACCAUGCUGCUGCCGAAGUGAUUAAAGAAGUUGAAUUUGAAGAAGCUGAUGGACGCGUCAAAACUAGGAUCACCCUCAAGGAGAAGCCAUGAUUCAGAAUCAUUUCGCUAGCUCCCUGUACAAUGUAUAGCUCUUGUAAUCUCGGUGGAUUCUCACAUUCACUUUGUGCGGCAAAGUUGAAAGAUACACACUAUUCUUUUGUUGUGUACUGCAUUCUAUUUUCUUGCUUUUGUACGUGGAAGAAGUGACCUGCCAUUUUGAGGACCCAUGAUCGAAUCUGUGGAAUCUUGUUGUUAUCAUGACACUUUAUACUGCUCUGGAUUUUCUCUUUCU